Molecule: messenger RNA, 1098 nt
Organism: Naegleria fowleri
Lineage: Eukaryota; Heterolobosea; Eutetramitea; Acrasida; Naegleriidae
Exons: 2
Coding region: 1-1098 (365 amino acids)
Source: RefSeq, a predicted model, not a curated record
AUGCAAAAGUCUUCCAACCUUAAAAAACCAUCCCGAGGCCAUUUGUUGUAUAAAGAUGAAAGAAUUGAAUCAAAGGAAAUUAUUGAGGUGGAAAAAACAUCCUCACUGGAUGAACCUCAAAAAGUAAGGGAUUCAGCUCAAGAAAACUCUCUAAAGCAGGGAAUAAACGAAGAAGAUGAGUCAGAAUUUUGGAAGAGAAUGUCCAGUAGUGCAGAAGAAUAUUCAACCAUUCAUCACAUGGUUCCGAGAUCCAGUAAAUCUCAACAACAAUCUCCUAACAAGGAACAACCAUCCAACUCAUCUACUGGAGUACAGGGUUAUGGGAUGAGAACAAAAUCCUCAAAGGAGGAUGAAAAUCAUGACUUUGAGCCUAAGUCGUUCGUACAACAAAACAAAAGUAACAACACCCCUUCUCCCGAGCAAAAUCGAGAGGGUGUAGGGAACGAAGGAUAUCGGAAAUCUAUGAGGGGAUCGGACGAAAUUGAUGCCAAAUUAAGCGUUAUAAGGGAGAGAGUAAUGAGAAGACUCUCUCCUGCAAGGACUUCAGACCGAAACGAGAGCACAUCAACAACGUCAUCUCCAACUCGGGGUGUCCAUUCGCAAUCUGUAUUAUUAAGCAAUAACAUACGUGGUAACUUGGCAAACAGCAACAGCGGCGCAAUUGAUUUACAAAAUGACUUGGAAAAACAACGACUCCGAUUUAUGGUCAUUAAAUUGCAAAAAGAAUAUCAAAAUACAAGAAUAAGAGAAAGGAGAGCCACAUCACUUGCUAGAACCUACUCUGAAAUUGUUGCCAAACACCAAAAUUAUGUGAAUAAUUUGAAAAGGAAAUAUUUAGAAAAGGAAAGAGAAAUUAUUGAACUGAAAGACACAAUAGAAGAAUUAAAUGGAGCUCUUCAGCGAUGUCAACUGUCGACCCAAGCUAAAAAUUCCACAAAAUCGUUAAUUGACAAGAUUUCAUCUAAUUUUGACACUAUUUUAGAAGCAAUCACUUCAAAGAAAGAACUGCUUCAAGUCAUUGAGGAACAAAAAGAAGAACUUUCUCAAAGCUCUUUAAUUAUUAAGAAAUUAUUCACCCAACAGUUCUUGGAGGAGUAA